AACGGAACACGGAAUUGUCCUUCGGUGUGAUUGUGAGCGCGAAUGGUUGUUUGUCUAUGUGUGCCCUGCGGUUGGCUGGCAACCAGUUCAGGGUGUCCCCCGCCUACUGCCCGAAGACAGUUGGGAUAGGCUCCAGCACGCCCGCGACCCUUGUGAGGAUAAGCAGAUCAGAUGAUGAAUGGACCGUGUGAUUAAAGCAUCUUUUUUUAUUCCAUAAUGUUUGGGAAUACUCAUUAAAUCGAAGUGCAACAGCGUGUUCCCUGAAACUGCCUUACUUUUGACCACAGAGUGGAACUCACACAAAUUAUGUUGGUGUAUUGGAAUCUCUUUCGGAAACAAGGGAAAAUGGUUUCAUGAGAAACAAUGGCUGAGAUUGCAAUAGUAGGCAAACAACAAGCUGAAAGAGUAAGAAAGAAAGAAAAAAGAAUACCUUAAUGUUUCUAGCAGACUACUGUGGAGAGAGGAAGGGGAGUUUUUGGGAGGUGAAAGAAAGGCGCGUUGGUGUAGGAGGAGAUGGAGAAGUUGCGCAGCAUUCCUGCCUGAACACACCAAAUGGGAGCAGAAAGGAGGAAAGAAACUAAUCUGAACUCCAGAUGCCUUAAGGACCAACAGAGGGUUGAAUUAAUCCAAACACACUCAGAGAGCUCCAUCCCUUCUUGUGUUCUCUGUUGUUUUUCUUCGACUUUGACAAGUCAGCAGACCGGACUAACACGUCAACUGUGAACCUUUUAAGCCAGAUUUUUUUUUAAAUUUAUGUAAAACUUUCAACACAGCAGUCAAAGCUCCUCGACUUUGUUUUGCGGGUUUUUUGUUUUUAAUGCCAGUUGUUUGUUUUGGAAUUUACAGAUGCAUUAAUGGCGUGAGCAUCCUCAGUGAUCCAGUUAUGGCGUUGUGGUUGUGUACAAAGAUUUUCUGCAGGUUGGCUGCAGUGUGUGCUCCCCUUCUCCUCUCAUCACCACUAUGGCUAAUGAUCUCCCUUGCCCAAGCUGAACCCUCCUGUCCGCGGGGUUGUAGCUGUCCAAGUGUCAAAGAUGUUCACUGUACGUUCAGACAUCUCAAGGCUGUACCAAAACCUUUUCCUAAAGACACGGAGAGAAUCAACUUGGGAUAUAAUAGCUUGACUGAGGUGAAGGCAUCCGAAUUUAGGUCACUACGGCAACUGGAAAUGCUCUUGAUGCAUGGUAACGACAUAAGCACAGUCCACCCAGGGGCAUUUUACAGCUUGCGAUCGCUACAGAUAUUGAAAUUGAGUUACAACAAGAUAACAACAGUGAAACAUGGACUGUUCGAUGGUCUGGCGGGCCUGGUUCGCCUGCAUCUAGACCACAACCUCAUCAGCUUUAUCGAACCAUAUUCUUUUUCGGGUUUGACUUCCCUCAAACUACUACAACUGGAGGGGAAUCUUCUCAAAGAGAUUCAUCCUCAUACCUUCAUUACAGUGUCACUAUUAGGGAACUUUUGGACUUCUGGACUCAAGCACUUACACCUUUCAGAUAAUAUGUUGGAAAAGCUCCCUGCGACUAUACUGAACACAUCUCCCAGAUUGGAAAUUCUCUCUCUUCAUGGUAACCCAUGGACCUGCGAUUGCCAACUCCACUGGCUGGUACAGUGGAGCUCUACACAUGAAGGAGUAAUAAAGUGUAAAAAGGAUCGUGAGAGAAGCACAACAGAAGUUUGUCCUCAGUGUUUCUCUCCUCAACCACUGAACGGCACCAUAUUGCUUGGAUUAAGUGAAGAUCAGUUUACCUGUGAAAAACCAGCUCUUCACUCUUCCCUCAAACUGCGGGACAACCCUAUGUGGGAUGAAUCUGACACAGAGCCUGACCUGCCAUACACCAGGGACUUUGAAAAGCCCUUAGGCCAUUUAAGCUUUUUUCUCUCAGAUAGCCAUGGAAAUAAUGCUCAUGUGGACUGCGAUGUGCGCCACCCGGGAGAGAGUUCUCAUAUAAACUGGACAGUGAAUCCACGGUCAUUUCAAGGGUUUUCUGCCAACAUCUCAUUAGCAACCACUCUGGAGUGUGAGAUUGAUCGGGAAAAAUUACAAAAUCUUUGGCAACUGGUCGCGUAUUACUACGAAAGUCCUGCUAUCUUGGAAAGAGGUCAGAAAAGAGCUAACACCAGCAGAACUACUUAUCAAUAUGCCCAAGUUACAAAUGAAAAUUCCCCUUAUUUCACAGACUUAAAGGGGUAUUUGGUGGCAGAACCAGCAUGGCUGCUUCAACACAGAAUCUCUUUAAAGCUCAAUAGACAACAAACAACAACCAAAAAACUGGUUAUGGAUUUGACAACCGCCAUCACCAGAAUAAUCCACAGCCACAGAGGGCAGCAGGAUGACAAUGAGCUUUCUUCCUCUUGGGCAAUGAUCAACCGUGGGACCGCAUGGCGGGUCAAUAGUGCUCUUGAGGGAUCAAAGGUUCACUUAAAAUGCAGUGUUGUCACUUCAGAACAGGAGGUAAAAGUGGAGUGGAUGCUUCCAGAUUUGUCCUUUGUGGAGGGUGAAACUGAAAAUCUUAAAAUUGAUGAUACCGGAGAUCUUGUGAUCAUGAAUACAUCACACUCUGAUUCUGGUCUCUAUCACUGUAUGAUCAGAACCAAAGCAGGAGUGGAUUUGAUGUCUUUGAGGCUUACUGUUAAAGAACGAUCACCAAGCCCCUCUGCUUUCAAUGGCCAGAAAAUUGUCGUUGGAAAGGGUGGUUCAAUCUCGCUCCCAUGUGAGGUAACAUCAACACCACCCAGUCAAACCGUAUGGUACAUGCCCACAAACAAAGUACUUUUUCCCACACAAAAGACAAGAAAGGCUGCAGUCAUGGAAAAUGGUACGUUGGUGGUAAGGAACUUAAUGGAAGAAGAUUUGGGAGAAUACAGUUGUUUGGCCUCAAAUCUCUACGGAGUCGACAUGCUGUCUCACAUGGUGGAAGUGACAGGGGAAACGGUCUCUGAAGUACAGACAGAAACAGAGCAGAAAAUCUUAAACACCGACAUGGAAGAGGGUUCAUCGGGAGAUUACCAAGAAAAUCUUCGCCCUUUUGCGACACAGAUGCCUACAGUAGGAAACCAGCGAAGGAAUGGUUUGUUUUCAAACAAAGUCCCAAAGAAAGAUUUUAAACGAAAACCGACCAUUGUGGUGAAGACUUUGGAUCCAAAUUACUGGGCGGAGGUUUUGGCAAAAGCCAAUGGUAAACUACCCUUUGCACGGCCAUCAGAGGUAGCAUUGCCGUCUUCCGCCACUGCGAUUGCCCCAACCAGUCUGACAACUGUUUCUCCCUACACGACUGCUAACAUUGAUCCCAUUACAACCAUUUCUGAAUAUAGGAUGGAGUCAACAGCAAAAGAAGCACAACCCCAAACUUCACAGACUCCAUUCGUCACAAGUACAGAGUCAUUCCUUAACUAUGUUAGUGGGAUGACAGAAAAAAACAAUGGAGUAAUUCCAAUUGUCAGGACCCAAAUUGAAAACGCAGAAAACCGACAAUUUGUUGCAGGCAACAGGAAAUUUGUUCCUGGUCGCUCAAACCGAAGAAGGCCACCUUUUAGACGCAGAAAACCAUCAAUGAGAAGAAUUCAUCCUUUUGUCCCACCAACAGCCACAAAUAUGACUACUUCCACCCCCACCACCUCUAGUUGGAAAAGACCUGAACAAACUAUUGUCACCACCUACUAUCAGACAGAGAAAGUAGGAGUUAAUGAGCAUAGCGGAAGCAUGAACAAGAGAAAAGAAUCCAACACUGAAAGCCAUCAUCCAGUUCAGGAUCUUGAAAGUAGCCAUAUAGCUUUUCAAUCAGUCAAAGACAUAGGAACCAAAUUAGAGAUUUUGCCAGAAACACAUAUUUUACCUUCUCCAAAAUCAACUACUCCAAAGACAGAAGUCAAUUCUCAUCACACGGAAAUGGCUGAGGUGGAAACAGAGCAACAGAGUGCAAAUAAAAAAAUAGCAGCAGGGAAGAAGGUGGAUAUUAUGAAAGAAAAAGUUGAGACACAGUCAAUCAUUAGAGAAGAAACCCAAACAAUGAACACAGAGCUUGAGAUGGUGACAAAAUCAUCUAAGAAUAAUUUGGUCACACAGAGUUAUGAUAUGGGGCAUAACAUAGUUUCAACAUCCCAAACACCAAAACCCAAUACUCCUUCCAAAGUGACUUUCAGAACCUCUCAUGUAAGCAGAGAAAAUACAAAAGAGGACAACAUUCACAACAAAAACAAGGAGGUAGAUAGAGCAGGAGCAAAUCCUGAAAAGCCUUAUUUUGCCGCCAACCCUAUUCAUCCCUGGCUACACCAGCACAACCAAAGAAAAGAGCAAGCAAACUCUGCUCAGGUGGCACAAAAGCAUCAAGACAGAAAUCCAGAGAAGGUGGAAGAUGUCAAUCGGCCACCACCGCCUCCCCGCAGUCCCCCAACUUCCUACUGGCCUUCAAACCCCCAUCAGUACCCUAUCCAUCCUACUUGGCACAGGCAACAAUCAUUUCCACCUCCCAAGCAAGGUGCUGUGCUACAUAUUGUGCCCACGCAAGAAGCCAAGCAUUUGCCCCACGGAAGGGCUCAAAGUCCAGGUGGCACCAAUAGAUCAGAGAUGACAGCUCAAACAGUAAAACCCACAACCAACAUUAUCGAGCCCACAAUGAUUAAUUCUCCACAUAAAAUGAAUCUUUUUGAUGCCAGGACUCAAGUCAGAGAUCAACUGUUAUUAUCAAAGCUGAGGAACCGAUAUAGACAGGCCUAUAUUGAUCGUCUAUCUCAGCUAGGAAAGAUAGUGACACCCAAACCUCGCAUAAUGUACAACAACCCUCCAAACCCCAUUCAACCGAGUCCCGUACCUCUUACCAGACCUUCCCUCCUGAGGCCACCAGUACCGACACCCCCUUAUGUCCAACAACCUACAAACGUAGCCAAACCGACAGCAUCCUCCUUCUCUGGUUUGAAUCUGUACUCACGCUCACUCCAUCCUACCACCUCGGGAUUACAGCAUGGGGGUCAGUGGCAUGUUCGAGGAGCUGGUGUUGGUGGGGCCAAACCUCGCAUCACUUCAGUGAACAAAGCCAGUGUGUCAGUCCUGGCAGAGGAUGACGUUGUUCUACACUGUACAGCAACAGGGAAUCCCGAACCAAGCACCUCAUGGACAAAAGUAUCCACAGGUGCCACCAUUCCAGCCAACACCAAGCACGGUUCCCGGUUUGAAGUAUUCAAAAAUGGAACUUUUGUAAUUAAAACAGUCCAGCUACAGGAUAGAGGCCAGUAUCUCUGCACUGCCCAAAAUAAGUUUGGAUCAGAUCGCAUGGUUAUUACUUUGGCAGUUCAGAUUGAGGCCCCCAAGAUCCAACCUCCCACGUCUACAGAGAUAGCAAACUAUUUCGGGAAAAGUGUGACACUUGACUGUCUUGCUUCUGGAAAACCCCCAGCUCAAAUUUCCUGGAUUCUACCGGAUGGAACAUUUGUUCGGGAAAUUGGGAACAUUCAUACGCCAAUCUCUCAAAUGUCACUACUUGAGAAUGGGACACUGCAAAUGCAUUCAACCAAUUUCUCCAGUAAAGGAGACUAUAAAUGCAUUGCAAGCAAUGCAGCUGGUGCGGAUACAGUCACUUACCAUCUCCAUGUUGCAGCUUUGCCUCCAAGCAUCAGUGAAGCUGCAAGUGACGUCGUAAUCAUUCCGACAGGGAGGAGUGUAUAUGUCCAUUGCUCCAUGAAGGGAGAACCUUUGCCAACAUUGAAGUGGACACUGCCAUCAGGGAUCCAUGUUAAGCCCUCACAGUUUCUCGGGCAUAAGCUCUUUGUAUUUCCCAAUGGGACACUGUAUUUCAAGACUGUCUCACCAUCUGAUGCAGGGAGGUAUGAGUGUUUAGCCACAAACACGGUGGGCAUUGCAAAAAGAACCGUCCAUCUUGAAGUGCGGGCAGAUUCCUCCUCACAUAUCCGUCAUCCUCCUCUUCCUAUCCCCCCUACUCAUCAUCAUGCAGUGCCAUCACGCCAGCACUCAGUCUCAGCUAUGUAUGGCUCUGCUGUUUACUUACACUGUCCAGAGUCAAGUGAAUCCCCAAGGGGAACCAUCUGGCAACUGCCCUCUAAAACCAUCCUGGAGCAUCACUACAGUCCAGAGAGGCCAAUUAAAGUGUUCCAAAAUGGGACUCUGAGGAUUCUUCAGCUAACAGAGCUGGAUGGUGGAAAUUAUCGGUGCUUCUUUCAGCGACCGAAUGGAGAGGACAUGGAGGUCUUUUGGGUGGAUGUUUUGAUGACACCGCCUAGAAUCGAACAUGUGAGGACAACGCAACCGAGAGUCAACUUUGGGGAAAAAGUCCAGGUAGACUGUGUUGCAACGGGCCUCCCAGAUCCAGAGGUUUCCUGGAGUCUACCAGAUGGAACGCUCAUCAACAAUGCUCUUCAGUCGGACGAUAGUGGCUAUCGCAACCACCGCUAUGUUAUUUUUGGCAAUGGAACAUUACUUCUUCAACAGAUGGACAAAAAGGAUGAGGGUGACUACACUUGUUUUGCCAAGAAUAAACUGGGUAAAGAUGAGAGAAAGGUUAGUGUCAAGGUUGGCCCGAAUGCCCCAAGAAUUAGUUUUAAAUUUCAAUCCCUGGUCACAGUGAAAUAUGGAGAAUUAGCUCAGCUGAGCUGUCAAGCCACUGGUGAACCUACACCACAAAUAUUUUGGAUCUCACCGCGAAAUGAUGUGAUUCCAAUGUCAUCGGACAAAUUUCAGAUAAUGGAAAAUGGUAUGUUAGUGGUUAAAAAAGUAACAUUAGCUGAUGAGGGGAAAUAUGCCUGUGUGGCACGAAAUUCUGCUGGUGAUGACAUUAAAAAUGUGAUUCUUGAGGUUGAAUCCAGGGAACCCUUUAUCAAUGGCAACAAAGGGAAGAGUGCCAAAAAUGUUGUUGGUAUUUCUUAUCAAACUGUGCUUUUAGAUUGCAAGGUUGAAGGGAAACCUGAGCCAAGGGUUUGGUGGAUUACACCUUACGGCCACUCACUACAACCCUCCUACCUCAGUGGUCGCUUUCAAGUACACCAAAAUGGAAGUUUGGAAGUGAGAGGAGUGAGAAAAUCAGAUGAAGGGAGAUACAUGUGUCUGGCCAAAAAUCAUCUAGGGGAAGCAUCCUUUUUAGUUGAAUUGGACGUGGCAGCAAUAGCAGAAAAACCAAGUUUUGCUGUUCCUAAUAUUGAACUCAUAUCACUAAAACACUACGGCGGGGAAUUGCAUCUGCAGUGCACUGCCCGCGGAAAACCAAACCCAGAGUAUAUAUGGUUGCUACCUAAUGGGACAAACCUGGUGCCUGGUUUUAGACUACAACGCUUUACCCACCAUCAUGGUAACGGGACUUUGUGGAUCACUCACCUGGCUGAAAGCGAUAAGGGAGUUUACAGGUGUCUAGCGAAGAAUGUGGCAGGUCAAGCAGAGAAGCGUUAUGCACUGGAAGCAGGAAGGAAGCCUGUGAUCAGAGGGUCAUCAGGUGGAAUAAAGAUCACCUAUGGCCAAACGCUCAACUUACCUUGCACAGUGGAUGGCUGGCCGCAGGCAUCGAUCACAUGGACCCUACCCAAUGGCUUCACUUUGGAUAAACCUCAGUCUAUUGGUCGAGUUACUUUUCUUGCCAAUGGGACACUCCAGAUGAGACAGAUUGCUACGUUUGACAAAGGGACAUACACCUGCAAAGCCUCCAACUCUUUUGGCACAUCAACAUUGACAUACCCUAUCACAGUCAUGGUUUAUCCACCACGCAUCACCACUAUGCUGCCCUCCAUCACCAAAGUGAACCGGGGAUCACCUGUUAAGUUAAAUUGUGUUGCUUCAGGUGUACCCAAGCCGGAAAUCUCCUGGACUUUACCUGGCCGUACGACACUAGUUCCACAUAACCGCUACAUAGUUCAAGGAGGGAUCCACAUGACAGAGGAGGGUAGCCUGGUUAUACGGAGUCCAGUGCUCAUGAACUCUGGUAUCUACAAAUGCAAUGCUAAAAACGCUCUUGGAACAGAUUUUAAAUCUACUUACCUACAAGUUAGCUGAGUUGACACAUUUCCUAUUUUUGGGACCAUGGCCUUAACAAACACUCCUAGUAGCCAAAGCUGGGUCAGGAUUUGCCCAUUAUGAAGUUACUGUACUAUUGUAUAAUAAGGAUGCCAUUAGGACAAGCCGCUGUAACUGGAAGCGCUUAAUUCUUGAUAUUUUUUCUUCAAGUCAUAAUAGCUUUGUUCAAGGAUGGCCUUUUUAGGCCAUGCCCAGUGGUGUCACCAGACCACUUUUAACCACUAUUAAUGAGUUGUGCCCCAGAAUCAGGCGUGGACUGACCACCGGCGGCCAGAAAGGGCAAAAGAAUUGCUGCACGGGUGUUAAUGUGUUGCAGUCACCCAAAGUGUUUUCCAACAUUCAUUAAUUUGCGACAUGCUCGGGAAGGACACUCACUUCAAAACAUACAUUUUCUCGGGGGAGACAGUGAAAUAUUUUUCACAGCAGCACAGACUUACAGCCAUGUUAAGUAAGUAGUCUAUGUACAUGUUUUUAAAAUUUCAAUCUAUGUUUUAGUGAGCAAUAACUUUUACAGUGCAAAACUCUGAAUGAAUGGACAAAACUUAAUGGAGCAUCAUAUAUGUAUUUGUUUAUCUGUCUAUUGGUCAGUUAGCAAGCUAAAUAAAUCCUGGUUUAUGGAGGAUAAAAGAUUGGCUGUGCCAUUCUAAUUCUACCGCAUCAGCCAUUCCCUUGUUGGCAUACUACCUCAAAUGGUCAAAAUAAUGUCCUAGUAUUCCUGUUAUGGGUUCAUCCAUAUGUCCAAUCCUCAAAGCAAAAUAAAAAAAGUUUUGUUUUUUAAA
This is a messenger RNA of Hippocampus zosterae (dwarf seahorse), 8787 nucleotides long. Its product is annotated as matrix-remodeling-associated protein 5. The coding region runs from base 818 to 7987 and encodes 2389 amino acids. The record is from RefSeq and is a predicted model, not a curated record. Lineage: Eukaryota; Metazoa; Chordata; Actinopteri; Syngnathiformes; Syngnathidae. Gene Ontology annotation, molecular function: protein binding. The transcript is spliced from 17 exons. Gene Ontology annotation, cellular component: extracellular region.